This is a messenger RNA of Nipponia nippon (crested ibis), 732 nucleotides long. Lineage: Eukaryota; Metazoa; Chordata; Aves; Pelecaniformes; Threskiornithidae. The record is from RefSeq and is a predicted model, not a curated record.
AGGAUGGGGAAAAGGGCUGGGGCAGGAGCUGAGGCCACCCUGCUUAUCCCAGCCCCAUAGCCAGGGUUUUGGGGCAGGGGAGCGUGCCCUUGCCGCUGACGCCUGUGUUUGUGUCUCUCUCUCUCUCUCUCUCUCUCUUCCCCGCCCCUGCACCCUCUUGCAUGUGGCUGCGAUCGGUGCCACUGACCCAGGGACUAAAAGGGCAACCCGGAGAGAAGGGUGCUCCAGGAGAAGCAGGCAUGUCUAUCAUCGGGCCCCGCGGUCCACCCGGACAGCCUGGAACAAGAGGUUUUCCUGGAUUCCCGGGUCCUAUUGGCUUGGAUGGCAAACCGGGUCAUCCUGGACAGAAGGGGGAGAUGGUAAAAAAAAUAUAUGUUUGUCUGCGGGUGACGGAUUGGUUUGAAAUUACGUUGCCUCUCAGCUGGAAACGAGCUCAUAGGCAGGGUAGCAAUCCUAGUUCAGCCAACGCACUAGCUGUGUCCCUAAUUCUGUAACUUCAUAAUAGCAGUGCUGGGAGGCACGUCUGUAAUUUUUACAUUAUGGCUAUCAGGUUCAUCAUGUCACAACAGCAACUCUCUAGUUACGCAUGGGAUAUGUUUUCCUUGUAGUUAGCAAUUACGUUCUUUAAAUAUACUCUGGGAGCUGACGUUUUUCGUGGUUGGCCUCAUAGCAGAAGUAAAAGUUGAUGGAAAGUCUUCUGAAUACCCAUCUGGCAGCUUUCAACUUAUCUAA